GGGGCAAGCCGAGUAGCGCGAAGCGAGCAACGGAAACACGGACGACGCGGUAUAAGCGCGAAGGUGCGGAGUGUGGUGUACGUUGGCGAGUACCUUGCCUCUCGCGUGCGUGGCCGACGAUCACCGGUUACCGCGAGGGAAGAUCACGGUCGCGUGCUCGUCGACGCGUGCGUCCAGCGAGACGGCCGCCCCGCGUUUGCCUGUGAUAUGCCAAUAAUUAGCAUUCGCGGUCCCGCGAAUGGAGGUUCUGCUGUCCUAGAGACGACCGACGCCAAGCAGCGAGCGACACGCUUCCGACGCGCGCCAAGGCGCGAUCAUUGAAGAUAUCUAGAAGAACAUUGUACCAGAAUGAGUACGGCCGUGGAAAAUGGGGCAGCUGGCGACGGCAAGCCGGCUGCUAAGUCAACUGCUGGCAAGUCGAAAACCAUUGAGGGCAUCUAUCAAAAGAAAUCGCAGUUGGAGCACAUCCUGCUGCGUCCAGAUACCUACAUUGGUUCCGUGGAACCGGUAACAGAAAUGAUGUGGGUCUUCGACAAGGAGAAGGAGAUGAUGGUACAAAAGGAAAUAAAAUACGUUCCUGGAUUGUAUAAAAUUUUUGAUGAGAUCCUGGUGAACGCUGCUGAUAACAAACAACGCGAUCCUAAGAUGGAUAUGAUCAAGAUUGACAUCGACUCAGAAAACAACACCAUUUCUGUAUGGAACAAUGGCAAAGGCAUCCCUGUAGUAAUACACAAGGAAGAGAACAUGUAUGUACCUACCAUGAUAUUUGGUCACCUUUUAACAUCGUCGAACUAUGAUGAUGAAGAGGAAAAGGUGACAGGUGGUAGAAACGGUUACGGUGCCAAGCUGUGUAACAUUUUCAGUCAUCGUUUUACCGUUGAGACCGCGACGAAAGAAUACAAGAAGAGUUUGAAACAAACGUGGGGCAAUAAUAUGGGAAAAGCUAGCGAACCUAGAAUUAAAGAGUACUAUGGAGAGGAUUUUACAAAGGUUACGUUUUCGCCAGACUUGACCAAGUUUAAGAUGCAGUCUCUCGACGACGAUAUUGUCUCUCUAAUGUCUCGAAGAGCGUAUGACGUAGCUGCCUCUUCGAAGGGCGUCAAGGUUUAUCUAAAUGGACACCGUAUACCAGUUAAGAAUUUUAAGGAUUAUGUAGACUGUUACAUCAAAGGUAAAGAAGAUGAUGUCGGUAAUCCAUUGAAAGUUGUGUAUGAGAAUUGUGGUCCACGCUGGGAAGUAGCUCUCACUUUGUCUGACAAAGGAUUUCAACAGAUGUCCUUUGUAAAUAGUAUUGCAACGACAAAGGGUGGGAGACACGUCGAUCACGUCACAGAAUUAAUAGUCAAACAAUUGAUUGAAACGUUAAAGAAGAAGAAUAAAGCUGGCAUAACCAUUAAGCCGUUUCAAAUUAAAAAUCACUUGUGGAUUUUUGUAAAUUGUCUUAUCAACAAUCCCACUUUUGAUUCGCAAACUAAGGAGAAUAUGACCUUGCAGCAGAAAAGCUUUGGCUCUAAAUGCGCACUAACUGAUAAAUUUAUUACUUCGAUCACAAAAAUCGGUGUUGUGGAAGCAGUGUUGUCCUGGGCGAAGUUUAAAGCUGAUAGUCAGCUUGAGAAGUUGGGCCCUAAAUCAAAGCAAAGAAAGCUUCACGGUAUACCCAAAUUGGAAGACGCUAAUGACGCGGGAACUGCAAGAUCCCUGGAAUGCACUCUCAUAUUGACUGAGGGAGACUCAGCCAAAACAAUGGCUGUGUCCGGUAUCGCUUCCAUAGGCAGAGAUAAAUAUGGCAUAUUUCCAUUGAGAGGUAAAAUGUUAAAUGUACGAGAAGCAACCCAUAAGCAGAUCUUGGAAAACGCUGAAAUCAAUAAUUUAAUAAAAAUCCUUGGUCUUCAAUAUAAAAAGAAAUAUGAGACUCGAGACGAUUUGAAGACGUUACGCUAUGGAAAGAUGAUGAUCAUGACUGAUCAGGAUCAGGACGGUUCACAUAUCAAAGGUCUGUUGAUAAAUUUUAUCCACCACAACUGGCCAUCGUUGUUAAAGCUGAACUUCAUCGAAGAAUUUAUUACGCCGAUUGUAAAGGCCACAAAGGGCAGCCAAGUUUUAUCUUUCUUCUCUCUGCCCGAAUUUGAAAUGUGGAAGAAGGAAACGGAAAAUUUUCACACGUAUAAGAUCAAAUACUACAAAGGUUUGGGUACGUCCACUGCCAAGGAGGCAAAGGAGUACUUCGAGAAUAUGACCAGACACAGAAUACGUUUCCGAUACGACGGCACACAGGACGAUCAGAAUAUCAUUAUGGCGUUCAGCAAGAAAUGCGUAGACCAGCGUAAGGACUGGUUGAUGAAUCAUAUGAAUGAAACGAAGAGACGAAAGGAAAUUGGUCUCGGCGAGCGUUAUCUCUAUGAGAAGGAUACGCGCACCGUCUCUUUCUCAGAUUUUAUCAAUGUCGAAUUGGUGCUGUAUAGCAAUUACGAUAACGUGAGAUCCAUCCCGAAUUUGAUGGACGGUCUUAAACCGGGCCAGAGAAAAGUAUUGUUCACCUGUUUAAAACGCAAUGACAAACGUGAGGUGAAAGUUGCGCAAUUGGCAGGAUCGGUCGCUGAGCAUUCGGCUUAUCAUCACGGCGAGACGUCCUUGAUGGCGACCAUAAUUAAUCUCGCGCAAAAUUUCGUGGGCAGCAAUAAUAUCAAUUUGCUGCAACCCAUCGGUCAAUUCGGUACAAGACUUGCUGGCGGAAAGGAUGCCGCCAGUCCGAGAUACAUUUUCACGAUGCUCAGUCCUUUGGCAAGGUAUAUAUUCCACAAGCAUGACGACGCACUGUUGAGACACGAGUACGACGACAAUCAAAAGAUCGAACCUGUCUUCUACACGCCUGUGAUUCCUAUGGUAUUAGUGAACGGUGCUGAUGGUAUCGGUACCGGAUGGAUGACGAAGAUACCGAAUUACAAUCCUCGAGAGAUAAUCGAGAAUUUACAUAGGAUGAUGGAUGGCGCGGAUCCGAAACCUAUGAUACCGUAUUAUAAAAAUUUCAAAGGUUCCGUGGAGAGCUGUGGAGAAUACCGUUACGUUAUAAGUGGCGAGAUUUCGGUGAUUGGACCUGAUAAAGUGGAAAUCACUGAACUUCCUAUCGGUACGUGGACACAAACGUACAAAGAAACCGUGCUAGAACCUAUGUUACAUGGAAGCGAUAAAACGCCGGCUAUUAUCACAGAUUAUAAGGAAUACAAUACAGAUACGGCGGUACAUUUUAUUGUAAUAAUGAAUCGUGACAAAUUGGUGGAGUUGGAAAGAGACGGUCUUCAUAAAGCAUUUAAACUUCAGACAACAACGUCUAUAACAUCCAUGUGCGCCUUUGAUGAAAAUCAGUGUUUGAAUAAAUACGACAACGUCGUACAGAUAUUGAAACUAUUUUAUAAAGUACGAUUGGAUAUGUAUCACAAGAGGAAAGAUUAUCUAGAGGGAAUUUUGCAAGCAGAAGCGGCGAAAUUAUCGAAUCAGGCGCGCUUUAUCAUUGAGAAAUGCGACGGCACUUUAGUGGUAGAGAACAAGAAAAAGAAGGACAUGAUAACGGAAUUAAUCAGACGCAAUUAUGAAACGGAUCCAGUGGUAGCAUGGAAAAUGUCGCAGAAUAGAGAGCAAGUGCUGGAAGAAGUUGUAGAAAACGAUGAAGAAUCCGCUCCAACCACGGACGUGAUAGAGAGGGAAAAUUUCGACUAUCUUCUUGGAAUGACGAUGUGGAGCCUGACGAAAGAAAAGAAGGAUGAUUUGUUGCGUCAACGAGAUGAGAAGAUAGCGGAAUUGAAGAGAUUGCAAGCUCGUACACCGAUGUCUUUAUGGAAAGAGGAUCUGGACUCUCUAUUAGCUGAAUUAAAUAAGUUGGAAGAAAAAGAGAUGAAGGAACAGAAAAAAUCGAAACAAUCUGAUAAAAAACCACCCUCAAGAUUCUAUUCUAAGACAGAAGAUACUCGUCGUAUAGCUCCAGUAAUCGACGUUGAACUGAAGAAAAAAAUCGAAAAGGCCGACAUUGUGUCGAAAGAUAAGAAAGAAGGCAUAGUAAAGAAGCCAAGAGCAAAGAAAGACCAAGUGUCCAUGGAGGAGAAAGACGAGUUUGAUACGUUAGUCGAUUCUAAUACUAAAUCUCUCGAACAUAGACUUGGAAAUUCUCCUGAAAAGAUGGAAAAGAAAACUUCAAAGAAAGGACUGAAGCAAACAACAUUACCAUUUAAGCCACUUAAGAAAGGAGCCAAAAAGAAGGAUAAAGAUGAUAGUGAUGAGAGUGAUGACAUUGAUUUUGGUAGCAUUUCGCCGCUUCCUCAACCACGGACGUCUCGUAGAGCCGCAGCAACCAAGAAGAAAUACAAUAUGAGCAGUUCGGAUUCGGAUGACAGUAACGAUGUUUUCGGUCCCUCUUCCGAUUCGGAACAAACACCCAAGAAGAAAGAUCCCGUUGCAAAGAAAGAAUCGCUAAGCGAUUCCGAUGACAACCUUAAACCGAUCAAGAAACCUCAAUCAUCAAUGACUUCGGAAGAACUUUUUGAUUCAUUAGUCGGUAAUUCUCCUGAAAAGUUUGUACCAGAGAAGAAACCUGUACCUGUACUCCUCUCUUCAUCCGGAGAAGACUCACCUCUGAAGUUCACGCUACCUAAAAAAGCACCUGCCAAGAAGAAGGCUGAGAACGGUGGUGGUAAAGGAAUGAAGAGGCAAAAAAAGAAAUCAAAAUCAUCCGAUGACUCUGACACAGAUGUCUUUUCAGUUAAAACUAAUAUAAAGAAGAAAAAGAAGAAAUCAGAUUCUGAUGAAGACAUAGCAACAAUAGAUGAUUCACCACCGCCUCGAAAGAUUGCCGGUAGAGUUCGGAAGCCUGUAUCUUACGCAGUAAAGUCGGACGAUAGCGACGAUUCCGAUUGAACGUCGUCGUGCACCUUGAAAGAUGCCAGAAAGAUGACUGAAGUAGUUUAGAGUGUCGAUCUGGAGGCAAGACGAAACUCACGAGUUGUUGUGAAGAGACGUUGCACACACAAAUACACACACACAUACAAGUUUUAUUGAAAAAUGUCAGAGAUUUCGUCCCCAUCCAUUGUUGGUCGUGACAUUAGUAGUAAUUUUAUGUGGGGUGCUUCAUAGAAUCUGCCAGAACGUGGAAUCUGUUCCUCGAAUAAUUUUAAAAGCAGAAAUAAUUUGGAGUAAAAAUUUGUAUUUCUGUUUUACUUAAGUAACAUACGAAGAUAUACUCGAGCAGCGGCAAUUACUCGACCUCUAGCACGUUCUUCCUGAAACGCUCUGUACAAUUUUGUACAUAAUUUUGCUCCUCGAGUAUAUGUUGCAAAAUGUGUGAAAUUUUAUGAAAUAAAAAUAGUGUAGACAAUGCUGCGAGACGUACAGAGUGUGCCUCUCACAUAAAUCUCGUCGAAGUCUCGUUGGAAAAUUUUUCUUCUAGCGUGGCAUAGUAGUGAUCGUGGCGUAGAGAGCCGUGCGUCUGCUUUCUGUACCGAAGAUCCGGAUUCAAAUCCCACUGAUUGAGAACAAUCUGUUUUUAUUCGAUCGUUACCUCUCGGAAGGUAAUGGCAAAUCGAAAGUAUUUUGCCAUAUGCCCCUCUAAUUUAGGCCGUUCGGAAUCGGCGUUUAAACUGUAUAUCUGUGGAAAUUUUAAACAAAAAGGCGCACACCGCAGAAAUACGCUGAGGGGUUACCACGCUUCGACUACAGUAAACGUUAAUAUCUAAAAUAUUUAAAUUAUACAUCAAUAUUACAUAAUGUAACAAUUGUAUUAUUGUAUUAGAUAUUUGUACAUUUAUAUUAGAUAUUAGCGUUUACUUUUUUUUGUUUAAAAGCGCGAAGAGAAUACGUGGCACGCUCUUGUCUUGCAAAAAAAAUAUCCUGCGCCGCCUACACUAGAUAAUUAGUAUGUACCGCGCAAAAAAAAAGAAAAAAAGAAACACUUGUCCAGAUCUCGAUAUCGCACAACCGAUGUAUUUCUCGCGCUGCCGAAAUUAUACGAUCCAAUUCGAUAAAAUUUAAAGAAAAAAAGCAGAAGAGAGAGAAAGAGAGAGAAACAUAUGCCGAUCCCGGGAAAUAAACGUUUUAUAGAAAAUAAAAAGCAAAAUAUGUGAAAUAUACACAAUUUUUAAAUAUAUUUUUACAUACACAAUAUGAAUUUUUGUCGUCUAAGGACUAAAGAAAUUAUACAGCGGUAACUAUUAUACAUAUAUACAUAGAACGGUUCUCUUAGAAUUAUGCGGCGCUCAAUAUUGAUUAAGCGAAGCUGUCGGACGUUUUACUUUUAGCUUUAUACUGACCACAUGUAGAAUAAAAUAAGUUUCCUUCGUGCUCAUCGUAGGUAACAAAAAAAGCAUGUAGACUUUUUAAAAUGCUGAGCGAGAGUCAGACUCGGCAUUGCCGGAUAAAACUGAGUCACAAUUUAACUACGGUAAAAAAAAAAAUUUAGAUGGGAGUUUAACGCGAAUCAAAAACCGAUCGGUUCCCCUCAUAAUUUACGUGCUCCUCCUCUCUCUUCUCUCAUCAAUAUAUUCUUUCAUUUUCUACAUCCACACACGACGUCGAAGAAACCAGUUAAUUUUGAGGUAUAUUGGUGUUCAUUGAAUUCGACUUCUCUGACUAUAGUUAUACUAGUUCUGUGUAUACGCGUAACUUGUUCAUCCAUAGGAUAAGAUUAAAGAGAAUUACUGUGGUUGUAAUUAACGCGACGAUUUUACACCUGCUAUUAAACGAAUAUCUCGAUACAGAAACCAGUCGAUUAGCCCUCGACCUAAACGUGCGCGUUCUCAGCCUAAUCAAUAUUUAGUGUGUAUCCUCAGCGAUUUUCAUUUUUAUAUAAUUCACGCAUACUAAAUACGUAUAUAAAUAUAUAAAUAAAAUGUUCUAACUUUUUA
Molecule: messenger RNA, 6887 nt
Organism: Solenopsis invicta (red fire ant)
Lineage: Eukaryota; Metazoa; Arthropoda; Insecta; Hymenoptera; Formicidae
Gene: Top2
Product: DNA topoisomerase 2
Exons: 22
Coding region: 349-4905 (1518 amino acids)
Biological process (GO): DNA topological change; resolution of meiotic recombination intermediates; sister chromatid segregation
Cellular component (GO): nucleus
Molecular function (GO): ATP binding; DNA binding; DNA topoisomerase type II (double strand cut, ATP-hydrolyzing) activity
Source: RefSeq, a predicted model, not a curated record